Erpetoichthys calabaricus (reedfish) is the source of this 4841-nucleotide messenger RNA. RefSeq names its product ADAM metallopeptidase domain 22 (gene adam22). Gene Ontology annotation, molecular function: metalloendopeptidase activity. The coding region runs from base 290 to 3268 and encodes 992 amino acids. Gene Ontology annotation, cellular component: postsynaptic density membrane. The record is from RefSeq and is a predicted model, not a curated record. The transcript is spliced from 32 exons. NCBI's taxonomy places the organism in Eukaryota, Metazoa, Chordata, Cladistia, Polypteriformes, Polypteridae. Gene Ontology annotation, biological process: proteolysis.
CCAGUGAGGCAGCUCGCUUGCUGCGAUCUGCUGGCUCUGAGGAGGCGCUUGAGGACUUGGCGGAGCCUGCAAGCGCUCAGAUGCACUUAGCGUUUUAACGAGCAUCCCAAUGCAGUGGCUAUACCAUCACCCCGAUGGCAAUCCGCAAGGAGGAAUUUGCCUUUAAUAUCGCGGAACUCUCGCCGCUGUGUUUUGUGCAGGCUUUCCUAGAAUAAUCAGUAAAAGCAAGGGAGAAAGAAGAUUCGCCUUGGAUUAGUUUACAUUUUUGGCACAUACAGAAGCAACCGCUAUGAUGUUUCUGCAUCGAGGGAUUUUCUUUCUGUGUGUCUAUGGAGCUAUGUGCACCGUCUUUUCCACCGAUUCCCCCAAUCAGCUAGGAGACGCCUUAUUGAAUGGAAAGUCGAGUCGGAAUGAAAGCAGGUUCAUCGGCAAAGAGAAUACCCUCCCUCUUCGUUUGAUUUACCGCAUGGACAAUGGCAACCAAACGGCGCAUGGCAUCCUCAACACCCGGAUUAAAAGCAGCGCCGAUGUGAAUCAGCAAACAACACAUGUUGCACAAGCAAGCUUCCAAAUUGAUGUUUUUGGGGAAACAUUUAUUCUGGAUGUGGAAAUAAAUCACGAUUUGCUUUCUUCAGACUAUGUUGAAAGACAUAUUUCAGAAGGAGGAAAAUCUGUGAGUUCCAAGGGUGGUGAGCACUGUUAUUAUCAAGGCAAAAUCCGGGACAUGCCAAAAUCUUUUGUGGCUAUUUCCACAUGUCAUGGACUUCGGGGAAUGUUCUUUGAUGGUAACCACACCUAUAUGAUCUCACCAGAUGAAAGAAGUGAAUCAGAGGAUGAUUCUCAUUUUCAUGUCGUUUAUAAAACUGUUGGUAUGGAUUCGGCCCUUAAUGAUCCAAUAUUUGAUAAUAUUCAAGGAAAUAAAGUAAAUGAGAAGACAUCUCCCAUCAAAAUAUCAAAUAUACGGAAAAAGAGACAAGUUUCACGCAUUCCACACAGUGUUGAAAGAGAGAAGAAAUAUGUGGAGCUCAUGAUUGUAAAUGAUCAUCUGAUGUUUAAAAAACACCGCCUGUCCGUUGGUCAUACGAAUAACUAUGCAAAAUCUGUGGUGAAUAUGGCAGAUAUAAUUUUUAAAGAACAGUUAAACACAAGAAUCGUUUUAGUUGCAAUGGAAACCUGGGCGACUGACAACAAAUUUAAUAUAGAUGAGAACCCCCUGAUCACACUGCGGGAAUUCAUGAAGUACAGAAGGGACUUCAUUAAAGAAAAGUGUGAUUCUGUUCACCUAUUCUCUGGAGGCCAUUUCCACAGCAGUCUGGGUGGUGCUGCAUAUCUUGGUGGAGUCUGUUCUUUAACAAAAGGUGGUGGUGUCAAUGAGUAUGGAAAAGCAGAUGAAAUGGCCAUUACACUUGCUCAAACCUUGGGUCAAAAUAUUGGAAUUUUUUCUGACAAGAAAAAGAUGAUCAGUGGUGAAUGCAGGUGUGAAGAUACAUGGUCUGGAUGCAUAAUGGAAGACAUUGGCUAUUACCUUCCUAAAAAGUUUUCCCAGUGCAACAUAGAAGAAUACUAUAAGUUCUUAAACAGUGGAGGAGGAGCCUGCCUUUUCAAUAAGCCAUCAAAGCUUCUUGAUCCUCCGGUUUGUGGAAACGGAUUUAUUGAGCCCGGGGAAGAAUGUGACUGUGGCACUGCUGCUGAGUGCCAGAAAGAAGGAGGAGAUUGUUGUAAAAAAUGCACGCUGACUGAGGGAUCGAAAUGUAGUGAUGGCUUGUGUUGCAAGAAUUGUCAGUUUCAGCUAAAAGGUAUUGCUUGUAGAGAUGCUGUGAAUGACUGCGACAUUCCAGAAAAUUGUACUGGAAAUUCAAGCCAGUGCCCACCAAAUGUUCAUAAAAUGGAUGGCUAUACUUGUGAAAAAAACCAGGGACGUUGUUUUAAUGGAAGAUGUAAAACUAAAGAUGGACAGUGCAAGUAUAUUUGGGGAGAAAAAGCUACAGCAGCUGAUAAAUAUUGUUAUGAAAAGUUAAAUAUUGAAGGGACUGAAAAAGGUAACUGUGGAAAAGAUAAAGAUACCUGGAUUCAGUGUAAUAAACAAGAUGUGCAUUGUGGAUACCUGCUGUGUUCCAACAUUUCCCCUGCACCAAGACUUGGAGAGCUACAGGGUGGUCUGACUUCCUACUCAGUGGUACAACAAAGUUCAGCUUUGGACUGCAGUGGAGGCCAUAUAAUGAUAGAUGAUGACAUGGAUCUCGGAUAUGUGGAAGAUGGAACCCCUUGUGGAGCUGAAAUGAUGUGCUUUGACCACAGAUGUGUUUCUGUGCAAGUUUUUAAUUUUAGCACCUGUCCUGGCACUUAUGACAAAAUGAUUUGUUCAGGCCAUGGGGUAUGCAGUAAUGAGUUGAAAUGUGUUUGCGAUAGGCAUUGGACUGGAGAAGACUGCAAUAUUAACUCUCCUUUAAAGGAUGCAUUGUCCAUUGAUGAAGCUGCAGCACCUAGAGGUAUCGGUAGCACAAACAUUAUCAUUGGUGCCAUUGCAGGCACCAUUCUAGUGCUGGCGGUCAUUUUAGGAAUAACUGCCUGGGGUUAUAAGAAUGUCCUCUCAAAAGUCUUUACAAUGGUAACUGAUUUUUAUUUCUUUCUGUUCUCAACCCCGGAAAGAAAUUAUCGCAAACGGAGACAAAUGCCACCAGGUGACUAUGUAAAAAAGCCGGGGGAUGCUGACUCCUUCUAUAGUGACAUGCCUCCCGGAGCAAGCACAAACUCUGCUUCUAGCUCUAAGAAGAGGUCUGCUUAUCUGUCCCAUUUUCAGAUCUAUACUCGUUCCUUCACUCCUUCCAUCCCAUCCAUUAGUCAGAAUAUUUCAUUGUUUGGCAUCAGAUCAAAUGGACUUUCCCAUUCAUGGAGUGAACGAAUUCCUGAUUCCAAGCACAUUUCAGAUGUUUGUGAAAAUGGUCGCCCCCGAAGUAACUCCUGGCAAGGCAAUGUAGGAGGGAAUCGAAAGAAAUUAAAAGGAAAAAAAUUCCGACCCCGUUCAAACUCAACUGAGUAUUUAAACCCAUGGUUCAAAAGAGAAUAUAAUGUAGCUAAAUGGGUAGAAGAUGUGAAUAAAAACACUGAAGGACCGUUCAUUAGGACAUUGUCUCCAGCUAAAUCCCCUACAUCCUCAACAGGCUCCAUUGCCUCUAGUCGGAAAUACCCAUACCCUAUGCCACCACUUCCUGACGAGGAGAGGAAAACCAACAGACAAAGUGCCCGGCUAUGGGAGACGUCAAUUUAGUCAGCUUUACUCUGCCACUUCAUGGGGACUGCAUUUUCUUCCAAUUUUAUAAGGACAACAUCAAGGAAAUGCCUUUAUGUACAUCCAAGAAUGACUCGUUUUCAGAGACUAAAACAGUGCAGUAGGACAACCUACGGACGCACAGGCCAUCCACCUCGCCUCUGGAAGACACGUUUAAGCUGGCAACUGCACAAGACGAGGAGGACCUGCGUUACACCUAAAUACCGUGUGUAUGUCUCAAUACAUUAGAAAAGACAGACACAAAAAUGUACAGACUGGGACUAACGUCAACAGGAGGAAAAGGUUUUCAAAACCUCUCUUGGUAGUAAAGAAAGCUCUUCAUUUGAUUUGGUGCUGUUCCAUCGGCGGAUUCAUGUCACAUUUUAAAGCACGCAGCCACAGUAGAAACUAAAACAACAUAUGCAUGAAAGCGCUCUUUAUUGAUCAUGUAGUUUUUUAAAGAAAUGAAUACACUUGAGGCUCACAGCAUGAGGAGGACGGAAAUGAGAAAUAAAAAGGGACUAUUGUUUUGCUUUCUUUACAUUUUAUUCUCAUUCUCAUUUCAGUGGUUUAUAGGCAGAUAUCAUUCUUUCUUUUAUGGGGGAAUUUGAGUUGUUCCUGAAAUGUAAAUAUGUAUAUAUGGCUUUAAACUCACUGGACAUAUUCUUUUAAUUUGAUUUUAUAAAAGAUGCUUUUUUGAAAGAAAAAAAAAAAAAAUCUUACUUUGCUAACAAUACGUAGCCUCUGUAAUUUAUCCAGAAGGCAAUUUUAGGGGCUUCCUUUUAAAGAGAAAAACAAAAAACCUCAGUAUUGACGUGUUUGUUAGCUCUACGCAUUGCUCUAUGCUGUCCAUUAUGCCAUUUAAAGUUUGCUUUUUGAACUAGCCAUAAACCUGAAAUGCACUAACUCCACAUCUCAGUAUUACCCAAAUGCAAAGAGGUUAAAAGUCCCACUAAAUAUGCCACCCUUGGCUCACAAACUAACAUUUUUAAGUAUAGCAUUUUUGACUUAAAUGUUUUCUCUGCUGAAGGAAACUUGAUGCGGUGACCGGGGGAAAAAACGAUGCACACCAGACUCCCAGACUGUACUGCUGCAUAUAAAGCCAUCUUCAUACAUGUUAUUAAGCACAAAAUUGUAUAAACUGUAUUAAGUGUAUUUACUUCUGCUGUUCAAUCAGAUCUGAAUGAUGUGCUAUGACUCCUGAGGUCUUCAGAAAUAAUAUCUUUCAUUGUAGACUUAUUGUUUUUCUCAGAACAUAUAGAAAAGAAUACAAUUAUAUUCCAGAGGAAAUCUGUUAAAAUGGUUGUAGUAGAUUAUGGAACAAUUUUGCAUGAACUUAUAGUGAAUGCACUUAAGUAUGAAUAAUUUUUACAUUUUUUUAAUUAACACAGCCGUUUACAGUGAUACAUAAUGCCCAUGUGUAGAAUGCAUACAUGCUUUGUGUAACGCUGACACACACAUCAGUUUUGUAUUUAACAUGAGACGCCUUUAAUCUCCUCCACUAUUUUGAACAAAAUAAAUACUGAAUAAUUAUUUAGUGUAUCCACAAAAGGAGACAACGGUUUCUAGAAAA